Molecule: messenger RNA, 1329 nt
Organism: Leptosia nina
Lineage: Eukaryota; Metazoa; Arthropoda; Insecta; Lepidoptera; Pieridae
Source: the annotation of a GenBank genome assembly
AUGUAUCGUGAUAAUAAAAUUUCUAAAGCACAAUGUGACAAUAGCUGUUCCUGUUUUACGAUAAGCAGAACAAUGUCGGCCACUGCCCUAUUUGGUAACACUUCUGGUUUAGGGGGAAGUUCGGGGGGUAACAAGCACUUAGUUGAAUUUCGGGCUGGUAGAAUGACAUUAAAAGGUCGUAUGGUGCAUCCUGACAAGAGGAAGGGGCUGCUGUAUGUAUAUCAAGGAGAAGAUUCCCUCAUGCAUUUUUGUUGGAAAGAUCGCACUACGGGCGAAGUAGAAGAUGAUCUUCUUAUUUUUCCUGAUGAUUGUGAAUUUGUACGAGUCAAUGAGUGCACUACAGGCAGAGUCUAUGUGCUUAAAUUUAAAUCUUUUGCUAAGAAAUACUUCUUCUGGAUGCAGGAGCCAAAGACUGAGAAAGAUGAUGAAUUAUGUAGACGCAUAAAUGAGGCUUUGAAUAACCCACCUACAUCUGGGGGAAGAGGUGGAGCGGGUAGUGGUGCUCAGGACGGGGAGCUUCAAAACUUGCUCAACAAUAUGUCUCAGCAGCAGCUCAUGCAGUUAUUUGGAGGCGUUGGUCAAAUAGGCGGAUUGUCUUCACUGCUGGGAACAAUGGGGAACAGUAGUAGCAGCAACAGCGGCAGUGGUAAUACAAGCAGCCGCCCAUCUGCUGGGAGCAAUAAUAGUUCUAGAGGUGGAAGUACGCCCCGGACUCCCGCUAACACAGUUGAGCCAGCUGUACCCAGGGCACCUGCCCGCACCAGAGAAAUACCCACUACCAGGGAGGUAUCUACUCCCACGGCUACGCCCCCUAACACUGCGACGGCUGCUCAAUCUAGAAGUGGUCAAAUAUUUCUAUCGGACCUCCAACGCUACUUCUCAGCGUUGGGGAAUGCUCCUGAAGGAGAAGGCGCAUCGGCGGGCGCUGCGGCACCUCGCGUGGAUCUCGCGUCGGCCUUGAGCGCUCCCGAGGUGAUAACUGCCGCGAGCGAGCCGGGCAACGCUCAGCGCCUCGCGCCCCACAUGCCGGAGACCGAUCCACAGGACGAUGUAAGGACCACCCUGCUCUCACCGCAGUUCGCUCAGGCCGCAAAUGAGUUUUCAUCGGCGCUUUCUUCAGGGCAAAUCGGACCAGUAGUGUCCCAGUUUGGUUUACCCCCAGAAGUGACAUCUGCAGCAAACACUGGAGACAUGCAGGCCUUUUUCAAGGCACUCGAGUCCAAUUCUAACUCCGAUAGCAACAAGAGCAAGGAGGACGAGAAAAAGAAGGAUAAACCUCAAGACAAGAACGACAAAAAAGAUGGCGACGCUGGAAUGUCCCUCGACUAA